UGAGGGGUGGGAUAAGGUUCUACAGCUUUCUCGGAAUGUAUUAAUCGAGAACGGGAGCUCAAUUCGUGAUUUGCCGUCAGUCAGCUAAUAAGCAAGUUUAGUAAGACACGAUACUCAUAGAAAGCAUGCUGUUUAGUAGUUGGGUGGUUUUUCUGUGCUUGAUACAGUUUUCUCUAGGAUUCAACUAUUCAUCGCCAUUUCUGAUGGAGGAGGAGGAUGCUUUGUUAACAGUGCCUCAACUGAUUCGGAAAUACGGUUACGAAGUGGAAGAACAUGAAGUCGUAACGGAAGAUGGCUAUCUACUGACGAUGUUUCGGAUUCCGAGCAGAAAGGAAGCACGACAAUAUCCAAUUUUCAUGAUGCACUCGUUGUUCAGCAGCUGCGCGGAUUGGGUAGUGAUCGGUCGGAAGCAUGGUCUGGCGUAUUUGCUGGCGGAUCGCGGGUACGACAUCUGGCUUGGAAACGCUCGAGGGAAUCGAUACUCUAAGAAGCAUCAACGACUGUCUACGGUUUCGUCUCAAUUCUGGGAUUUCACCUUUCAUGAGAUUGGAUACUACGAUGUGCCGGCGCUCAUUGAUUAUGUUCUCGACCGAACGGGAGUUCCGCGGCUCCAUUACAUCGGGUUCUCGCAAGGUGCAAUGACAAGCUUUGUAGCGUUGAGCAGCCGCCCAGAAUACAACGUUAAGAUCGUUCAGCUGCACGCUUUAUCUCCAGCAGUUUAUAUGUACCGCAGUGGAAGUGCUUUAAUUCGAUUAUUAGCAUCGUUGGUAAUGCCCAUUGAGGACAGUUUAAGGUCUGUGGGCAAGUAUGAAUUCCUACCGUUUUCUGAACAACAAUACUUUUUGUACCGCUGGCUGUGUCCGGCUCCCGAACAAACGAUUUGUCGUGUCAUCGUAUACGAUGUUGUAGGACCCAAUCCUAAGCAGUUGGAUGUGAAAACGGUGCGCGUCUUCCUCGGACACUUUCCCGCUGGAGCUUCACUCAAACAAGUCCGUCACUAUGCGCAGAUUAUUAACGACGGUAUCUUUAGGCAGCUAGAUUACAACGACCCAAAGAAAAAUAUCCAAUUCUACGGAUCUAAUAACGUUCCCCGCUACAAUCUAUCGCUGGUGACGACCCCAGUGAGCACCUACUACGGCUACAACGACAAUACCGUGAUCUACCUCAAUGUGUUGCAACUCGAGAGUGAGCUGCCUAACGUGGUUAGUAGCUACCCAGUGCCGGACAAGCGAUUCAGUCACGUAGAUUUCAUAUUAGCAAACAACGUUAAAGAGGUUUUGUACAAAGAGAUUAUCAAGAAUGUGGAACUUGCGGACCAGACCGCGACUUUCGAAUAAAGGUAAUUUAUCUUGUUCAAAUAAAAGUUACGUCUACUGUGCCUUUCUUUGAGCUCAAGUAUCAAUAAAAUU
Messenger RNA from Armigeres subalbatus, 1409 nucleotides. Its product is annotated as lipase 1-like. Gene Ontology annotation, molecular function: hydrolase activity, acting on ester bonds. The transcript has 3 exons. NCBI's taxonomy places the organism in Eukaryota, Metazoa, Arthropoda, Insecta, Diptera, Culicidae. Gene Ontology annotation, biological process: lipid metabolic process. The record is from RefSeq and is a predicted model, not a curated record. Bases 126 to 1337 code for a protein of 403 amino acids.